AUGGAUGUUCUUUUAGAUAUUUCAUCAAUAUUCAAUUUUCUUGUUAUAGUAAUUGAUCGUUAUUGUAUUAUUAAUUAUCCAUUUAAAUAUGCUUCGUUGGGUAAAAUUAAAUUACUUGCAUUCAUGAUAUCUGGUAUUUGGAUAGUUAGUGCACUUAUUUCAAUACCAUCCAUCCUGGGCUGGGGACAAAUGGAUCGUCGAUCAAGUAUUCAAAUAUCUCAAUUUUUAACAGACAAUACUACAUCAGCAAAUGUUGAACAAGCAUCUGAAGUAUUAGAUAAACAAAAAUCAACCGAAAAUAGUUGCUCAUCUCAUCAUUCACUUUUAAAUGUGUCUAAUGCAAAUACGAAUACUAAUCGUUCUUCAACAUGUACACCAGUUAAUUGUUGUUUAUCAAUAUUUGUUUCACGUCGUUCUUCAAUAUCUCGUCAUGUUCAUUCACGAAAUCAACAAGCAAUACGUACAUUUGGUGUAAUGCUAGGAUUAUUUCUUAUUUGUUGGCUUCCACUUAUGUUAUUUGCAAUAAUAAAACCUUUAUAUGAAAAUAUAACAGGUCCAUCGAGAUCAUUAAAUGUACCUUCAUGGGUUUAUUCAGUUUUACUAUGGCUUCCCUAUGCAUUGUCAAUGUUACGUCCAUUAAUUUAUGCUAAAUUUAAUCGAGAAUUUCGAACAUCAUUUCAUGAAAUAAUUUGUUGUCAUUGUAAAGAUUUAAAUGAAAAAAUUCAACAACAAGAAUAUUUAGCAAAUUCAUACGGAGAAAAUUAA
Molecule: messenger RNA, 765 nt
Organism: Rotaria sp. Silwood1
Lineage: Eukaryota; Metazoa; Rotifera; Eurotatoria; Philodinida; Philodinidae
Source: the annotation of a GenBank genome assembly